Messenger RNA from Sinocyclocheilus rhinocerous, 1972 nucleotides. Its product is annotated as gastrula zinc finger protein XlCGF57.1-like. The coding region runs from base 164 to 1495 and encodes 443 amino acids. Gene Ontology annotation, biological process: regulation of transcription by RNA polymerase II. The transcript has 2 exons. Gene Ontology annotation, cellular component: PcG protein complex; chromatin; transcription regulator complex. Gene Ontology annotation, molecular function: RNA polymerase II cis-regulatory region sequence-specific DNA binding; DNA-binding transcription factor activity, RNA polymerase II-specific. Lineage: Eukaryota; Metazoa; Chordata; Actinopteri; Cypriniformes; Cyprinidae. The record is from RefSeq and is a predicted model, not a curated record.
CAUAGGCUGCGACGCGCUCCGGCAUGUGUUGUGAUUCGGCUGAAGGACGGUUUGUGUUUUAAGAAUUUGUUUUAUGUUUAAAUCCAUAGAAACCGUUCAGUGUAAAAUCACAGAAAAACUCCUGGUGAAGCAACUUAAAUCCACGUGACGCACUAUUAUAAAGAUGGCGUUUAUUAAAGAGGAGAGUGAAAACCUGAAGAUUGAAGAAGCAUUCAGAGCCAAAAAUAAGGAUACUGAGGAACAAACAGCUUCUGUCACUUUUAGUUGCUCCCAGACUGAAAAGACUUCCUCACGGAAAAGGGCUAAAAAGUCAGGAAUUAAAAGUCAUUUCACCUGCCAACAGUUUGAAACGCGUUUCAACCAAAAUGAAAAGCUUAAGGUCCACACGAGAGUUCACUCUGGAGAGAAGCCUCGUACCUGCCAACACUGUGGAAGGCAUUUAUCUAAAAAAGAAAGCCUUAAAAGACACAUGAGAGUUCACACUGGAGAGAAGCCUUACACGUGCCUUCAGUGUGGAAGGUGUUUCAGUUUUAAAGGAAACCUUAAAGUUCACAUGAGAAUUCACACUGGAGAGUGCCCUUUCAUCUGCCAACAGUGUGGAAACAGAUUCAGUCUUAAGGGGAGCCUUAAAAAGCACAUGAGAGUUCACACUGGAGAGAAACCUUACACAUGCUCUCAAUGUGGAAAGACUUUUGCUCAGAAUGAAAGCCUGAACAGACAUAUUAGAAUUCACACUGGGGAGAAACCUUACACGUGCUCUCAAUGCGGAAAGACGUUUGCUCAAAACGUAACUCUUAGCAGACACAUGAGAAUACACAAUGGAGAGAAGCCUUACACAUGCCUUCAGUGUGGAAGGAGUUUCACUCAAAUUGGAAAUCUCAAAGUCCACAUAAACGUUCACACUGGAGAUAAGCCUUUCACCUGCCAACAGUGUGGAAGAAGUUUCUGCCAUAAAGGAAACCUUAAUUCCCACAUGACAGUUCACUCUGGAGAGAGCCUUUUCACCUGCCAACAAUGUGGAACAAGUUUCACUCAAAAAGGAAGCUUUAACAGACACAUUGUAAUUCACACUAGAGAGAAGCAUUUUACCUGCCUACAGUGUGGAAGGAGUUUUGAUCGACAUGAAAACUUUAAAGCCCACAUGAGACUUCACUCUGGAGAGAAAUCCUACAUGUGCACUCAAUGUGGAAAGAGUUUCAAGCAAAAAGGACCCUUUAAAUACCACAUGAGAAUUCACUCUGUAGAGACGUCCUACACAUGCCCUCAGUGUGGAAAGAGUUUCAGUCAAAAACGACACUUUAAAGACCACAUAAGAAUUCACACAGGAGAGAAACCUUUCACAUGCCAACAAUGUGGAAAAAGUUUCAACCGAAAAGGAACUCUUAACAGGCACAUGAGAGUUCACACUGGAGAGAAGCCGUUUACAUGUGGUCACUGUGGAAAAAGUUAUAGAUAUAAAAGAGCCCUUAAGUGCCACAUGAGAAUUCAUGUAUGAGAGAACUGUUUUUGUAUGUUGUGUGGAAUUAAUUUCACAGAUGGGAAACACUUCAUGUUUGGAGACUGUAUAAUGCGCUGAUUAUUGUUACAGUACUAAAUCACCUUAGAGUGCUAAAUUCCGUAUUCAUUUCCAGUGACUAUGAGAGGAGUAAAGAAGCCAGUCAUGAAUUAGAUUAAUUGUAUUGAUUAGUCUAAUGAAGAAUGAACUAGUUACAGAUUUAUACUUCAGUUGACGUAAAAUUGUAUCAAAUAAAAUGCAUAAAACAGUGUAUGCGUGCACAAAAUAAUAAACGAUAACAGAAAAAGGCUUAUGAUUCAAAACAUACAGUGCAAGGCCAGGGCUUUCAACAGGGCUUUUUGGGCUAAAAGCCUAGGACCUGUAGCACCAAGCCCAAAAUCAUGCUGCGUUUCCACCGUGGUGCCAGAAGCUCCACAGCACUUCACUAAAACCUGCUCUUAACACACCUCUCUAGAA